CUUUUAUACCCCUCAAAGGCUUUCUGGGGGCCCACUAGCUACAUCGUACAUGUCCCCAGUCACGUCUUUGACCCAUGAUUCUACUCUUUGAACACCUCACCUUCAAUUGCCCCCCAAAGACCUAUCAUUACCCCUUCACACCCCUCCUAGCCCUCAAAACACCCAUCACACCACCAAUGGACGCCUGGACAAAAUCUCUGGACGCCUUGGAUUAUUUUCCAGUCGCCUCAAGUUGUCUUUUUGACGCCUCGAAUUAUAUGUAUCAUGCCUAUCAUUAGAUUUCGGACGCCUAUAACAACAUCAAAAAAGCCUAUAACACCCAUUAAAAUGCCUAUUCACCACGGUUCAAAGCGUCCACAUUUCGAAACAACACCCUUCCACACUCUUCACAUGCCUCUUCACCCCCAUCUUACACCUCAAGUAUGCAUACAACUAACAUCCCCACAGAUCACAUCACCAUGCCCCUACCCAGCACCGUAGGCAAAGGCGGCAAAGCCUGGAUCCGAGAAGAGGAGUUCCUCUUCUGGAAGAAACUCGUCCCGUUCACCAAGAAGCGCUGUGGUGAUGAUAUCGAGAAUAACGAGGAGCAUGAGUGGAAUUGGGUUGCUUCCGAGAUGAGGAAGAGGAUGAGGGAGAAGUACCUGAAGGAAGGGGAGCCUGACCGUAGGAAUUACACAGGACUCGCAAUGUUCGAGCAUUACUGGCAGAGUGCCCGUCAUAGACGCCCGACUGUUGCUGCUGGCCGGUUUCCCAACCGGUAUUGCAAUUUGGAAGCCAACGAAGAGCAAGUCCGGGAGCGCGACGAACGCCUCGUCGCCAUCCGCAAGAAGCGCCGUGAUGCCCGCAAGGCAGCGCGCAAGGCAGCCCGUGAAGCUCGCGAAGCCCGCGAGGCUGAAGAAGCCGCCGACGGCAGUCCCAUCAGGGAGAGCACCGGGUCGGACAACAACGACGCUGACAUGAGCGAUGACACCGAUGAAACCUCCGACAAUGACGAGGAAGAAACCCCCGAGUUUGACGAAGCAGAAGCCAUCCGUAAGAUGGAGGAGUCCACCAAGAUCAAGCAAGAGAGCGGCUCCGAGUACGAGUCUGACGAGGAGGACACCGGGUCUGAGCCCGACGCCAAACCCCGUCGUCGCAAGGGGGGUAAGAACAACAGGCGCGCUAGUAUCAAGAAGGAAAACCGGCGUUCAAGGUCGCCGGAGAUGACGGCUUUUGCAAAUAAUGGGACUAUGGCUGCUAAGAGGAGGGAGAGGUUGCGUGCUGGGGAGGAGAUGAGGAGGAGGAAUAGGGAGUUGUAUGAGAUGUUGGGGAGGGGGGAGGGGAAUGGGGGGUGUUAUGGGGGACAGGGGGAGGGGAAUGGGGGGUGUUAUGGGGGACAGGGGCAGGGGCAGGGGCAGAUGAGAGGGGUGAUUCAGGGGUGA
Molecule: messenger RNA, 1421 nt
Organism: Podospora bellae-mahoneyi
Lineage: Eukaryota; Fungi; Ascomycota; Sordariomycetes; Sordariales; Podosporaceae
Exons: 3
Coding region: 423-1421 (332 amino acids)
Source: RefSeq, a predicted model, not a curated record